AUGUCCGGCACAGACAGCAAGGACGGUGCCCGCGUCGACCUGCCCCGCUCAUCCAAACGGUUUGGCCCCGACAGCUCCCACGGCCGCUCGAAUCCUUUCAACGCGAUGUCCCCAAUGUCCACUGGCAUGGCCUCCCCCUCCACCAAUGCGUCAUCUGCGUUUGGCCUGGGUUCAGGUGCAUUCGCCUCGUUCGGAGCCCCCAAGACCCCCGGCGGAUCGACUGACAUUAAGACCCCCGGUGAGAAGCGCGACCUCUCAGACCUGGAUGACGCUGUGACUGCCAAGGAUUUCACCAGUUCUACCGGGGAGCACCCGCUCAAAUCGACAUGGAUUGUCUGGUACCGGCCACCUACCCCCAAAUACUCCGAUUACGAAAAAUCGACGGUCCCGCUCGCUGCUAUCUCGUCAGUAGAGAGUCUCUGGGCUGUAUAUACCCAUCUCAAGCGCCCAUCUUUGCUUCCGACGGUCUCCGACUAUCAUAUUUUCAAGAAAGGCAUUCGACCAGUGUGGGAAGACGAGGCUAAUAGGCGAGGAGGCAAGUGGAUUGUGCGGUUGAAGAAGGGGGUAGCAGAUCGGUACUGGGAGGAUUUGUUGCUCGCGAUGGCGGGAGACCAGUUCGCCGAAGCGAGUGAUGAGGUCUGUGGUGCGGUAUUGAGCGUGCGGGGUGGCGAAGAUGUCUUGAGUGUGUGGACGCGGAUCGACGGAGGACGUAAUAUCAAGAUAAGGGUAGGGGACCGAAAUGCUAACCUAGUGCGCAGAGAAACGAUUAAGCGUCUACUUGCAUUCCCCGCAGACACCAAUAUCGUCUGGAAGAGCCACGAUGAUAGUAUUGCCCAACGCUCGGCGAUCGACCUCGCUCGCCAGGAGAAGGCUGCGGCUGCAGCUGCCAAUCCUGGAGCUCACCUUGGCACCGAGCGCCGACGCGCCGGCCACGACGAUUCUGACAAGGGCAAGGGAGUGUAA
Molecule: messenger RNA, 963 nt
Organism: Penicillium chermesinum
Lineage: Eukaryota; Fungi; Ascomycota; Eurotiomycetes; Eurotiales; Aspergillaceae
Product: eukaryotic translation initiation factor 4E
Exons: 2
Coding region: 1-963 (320 amino acids)
Biological process (GO): translational initiation
Cellular component (GO): eukaryotic translation initiation factor 4F complex; cytoplasm
Molecular function (GO): translation initiation factor activity; RNA 7-methylguanosine cap binding
Source: RefSeq, a predicted model, not a curated record